This is a messenger RNA of Vespa velutina, 2278 nucleotides long. RefSeq names its product protein PFC0760c-like. The transcript is spliced from 7 exons. The record is from RefSeq and is a predicted model, not a curated record. Lineage: Eukaryota; Metazoa; Arthropoda; Insecta; Hymenoptera; Vespidae. Bases 171 to 1895 code for a protein of 574 amino acids.
CCACGGUAUCUCGUCUGUUUCAAUACUCUCAACGAGUCGUGCAGUAGAUCACACGUACCAUUGAUCGCGACGGUCAUCCGUACACGGAACGUUCACGACUUCCACAUUGAGGAAGUUGAAAAGGUGGACGAGAAGGGAGAGUGAAAGAGAAAUUAAAUAAAGAGAGAAUAAUGAAACUAGUGGCAGUGGUUGCAUUGCUAUGCUGUCUUGCCAUAGGAGGAUUGGCAUCACCAGUGCCGGAAAUCAGCAAUAACAAAGCAUCAGUUGCGAAUGCUCUCGUCUCAGGAAGACAAGCGCAAGCACCACCGGCUACUGCAGAUGAUGAUGACGAAGAUGAUGACGAUGACGACGAUGUCGAUCUCGAUAUUACAGGAGAUGAUGAUGAUGACGAUGAUGAUGAUGAAGACGACGACGACGACGAUGAUGACGAUUAUUUGGAACGUUUCAUUGAGGAUAUUUUAGGAGGCGAGGAAGAUGAUGAUGACGAAGAUGAGGAAGUGAGUCAACCGGCUUCACAAGUAACACCUGUAGCAGCUUCACCAAUACAGUCUGCACCGUUGAUAGCCUCGCAAUCGAUACCGGCGGCAGUUCAAGCUGAUUUGAACGCUGCUGCAGCAUCCGCGGAGAAUACGGCCGAGGAAGCAGCUAUUGGAAGUGAACCUACGUCAUCCGAUGACGAUACUUACGACGAGGUCGAGGAAACUGUACCCGAAGGUCAAGCUGUUGGCCAGGAAUCCGGACUCGAAGGUGCAGACUCUAUUGUGAAUCCUGUUGUUCAACCAGCCAGUUCUCAAGCUGCUGCGGCACAAAGUGACGACGAUGACGAUGACGACGAUGACGACGACGAUGUCGAUCUUGAUAUUACGGAAGACGACGAUGACGAAGAUGACGAGGAUGAUGAAGAUGACGACGAUGAUGAUGAUGACGAUGAGGAUGCCAUUUCGGACAUCACCAGCGCCAGACAUGCACAUGAUUUGGAGUCGGAACCCAGCAGUUAUGUACCAGCCAUCUAUGUUGCGAAAUAUAAUCAUUUUGUAGACAACAUUCUUGAGAGGAUUAAUAAAAUUUUAAGCGCUAAUUACGAUCCAGUGACGGUCAAAUUAACUAAUCCAAAUUCGAGCUCGAAAUCGAAUAAGAAAAAAAACAAAUCUAAAAAUAAAAAGAAUAAAUAUGGUUCGAAGAAGAGUGUUUCUGGAUUGGUCAUACAUAUCUCCGAAAAUAUGAACAAUGAAGAGUCGAACGACGUACAGAAAAUAGAUCCUCACAAAAACGUAGCUACAACAACUUUGAUGGAUAUAGAAUUACCAACAACGAUGUCGACUCUUGGAUCAUCUGACACUGCUAUUGCACAAAAUCGUAUAAGAAAUGCCAAACGAAAAUCAUCUAAUUCUCAAAAUAAAAAAUCGAAUCGUAAUAAGACGAAGAAUCGAAACAAAACCAAAAAUUCUACAAGCGGUAGUAACAAAAAUAAAGCAAAGGCAAGAGCAAUUUUAUAUGGACUCGCUUCGCUUCAAAGAUCAGGAGAUGUCUCGGUAAAUAUGAUGAGCAAUCAUACAACUAUCAAAACGAAAUUUACCUUGGGACCUUUAAUACUUAAAGUCGAAAAAGAAUUUGGUAGAGCUGCGAAAAAAGAACUUAGAAGUGCAACUGCUACCACAGCAGGAAUGUCUGGUAAACUGAGUCUUCGUGUGAUGCACGGAGGUGCUGCCACAUUGCAUUCCAUUCGUGUUUUACAACCCAAACAGGUUCGCGUUGAAAGUGCGGAUGAUCACGAUAGAACAAGAGAAUUCGUUUGGAGAAGAUCAUCUCAUAUCGCUCAUUUAGUAUCUCAAAAACUUUUAACAGCUACAAGAUCAAUGUUACGACCUCCACCUGUCCCAGCACUUGCUGCUUAAAUAUUGAAUCAUACUUGAUCCAAAUGAAAUCAUUAUAAGUGCCAUAACAAUGGGUUCAAUUCAUCGUUUCGCGUUAUUCCAUUUUAUGGUACACGCUCUUUGUUCUUGAAUCACAGCUUUAUCGAUUCGAAUCAAUGAAGAAUUAUUUAUUUAUUCUUUUUAUGCCCUUAUAAAAAAAAGUACAUUUUCAAAAAUACUACGUCUUUAAAAAAAAGGACAAAAAGAAAGUAUAAGCAAUAUGAUUUCAUUUUGAAUCAACAUUUGUCUAUAUUUAUUUAUUUAUACGUCAUUAACAUUUUUAUAACAUACAUCUAUAAUUAUUUAUUUAUUUUUAUUAUUUAUUUAAAGUAGUGCCUAUUUUAAAUUGCGAUUAUUUUAAUAUU